Molecule: messenger RNA, 852 nt
Organism: Verticillium nonalfalfae
Lineage: Eukaryota; Fungi; Ascomycota; Sordariomycetes; Glomerellales; Plectosphaerellaceae
Gene: ISA1
Product: Iron-sulfur assembly protein 1
Exons: 2
Coding region: 1-852 (283 amino acids)
Biological process (GO): iron-sulfur cluster assembly
Cellular component (GO): mitochondrion; cytoplasm
Molecular function (GO): 2 iron, 2 sulfur cluster binding
Source: RefSeq, a predicted model, not a curated record
AUGAGCGCCCACCGCGUCGCGUCCGCCGCGCGGCUAGCUCUCCGCAGCGCCAACCCCUCGGUCUUCCGAUGCGCCUCCGAGCACACACUCUCCAGGACAUCAACAGCGACAGCGACAGCAACGACGAGAACAGCACGGCGAUGCUACGGCACUCCUGCGUACCAGCAGUACUCGCUCUACCCGAACAACGCGCCACCGCCGCCACGCGCCGAGGCCAAGGAGCCGCUGCCCGCCGUGAACGAGACGCGGCCUCCGAAGACGUCAUCAGCAGCGAGUAACGUGGCGAGCACGACGCUCGAAGUCGAGCAGCCUGCGAAGCGGUCGGCAGCACGGGCAGGAUCCACAGCACCCACGACGACGACGACGACACCGCCAUCCUCGUCAGCAGCAGCGACAACAACAAUAUCCCCUCCGACACCCAAAGCCGCCACCGCAGCCACCACAUCCCCGGCGGCCACGCCAGCAGCAGCAGCAGCAGCAGCAUCCCCCCCCAAGACGGCGCGCCCGCGGCCCAAGCUCCGCGCGCGCAAGGCGGCGAUGAAGCUGACGGCGGCGGCGGUCGAGCAGCUGCAGGCGAUGCUCGAGGGCCCGGACCCCAAGCUCAUCAAGGUCGGGGUGCGCAACCGCGGGUGCAGCGGGCUGGCGUACCACCUCGAGUGGGUGGACAGGGCGGGCAGCUUCGACGAGGAGGUGGUGCAGGACGGCGUCAAGGUGCUCAUUGACAGCAAGGCGCUGUUCAGCAUCAUUGGCAGCGAGAUGGACUGGGUCGAGGACAAGCUGAGCCAGCGGUUUGUGUUCAAGAAUCCCAACAUUAAGGAGGAAUGCGGCUGCGGCGAGUCGUUCAUGGUGUGA